AUGGUAAGGGGGAGUCCUGAAUCCUGCACUUUCCCAAGGCCUCCACCAUCAGAUAGGUCAAGACGGAGUCCCACCCCGGGGCAUCCACCACCCAGCGCUAGUCCAGCGCCGCCCGCCUGCGCCGCGGAGCCGGUGCCCGGGGUGGCGGGGCUCCGGAACCACGGCAACACGUGCUUCAUGAACGCCACGCUUCAGUGCCUCAGCAACACCGAGCUCUUCGCCGAGUACCUGGCGCUCGGCCAGUACCGGGCGGGGCGGCCCGAGCCCGAGCCCUCGCCUGACCCCGAGCAGCCCGCGGGGCGCGGCGCGCAGGGCCAGGGUGAGGUCACCGAGCAGCUGGCGCACCUGGUGCGGGCCCUCUGGACCCUGGAGUACACCCCGCAGCACAGCCGCGACUUCAAGAGUAUUGUGUCAAAGAAUGCACUGCAAUAUCGGGGAAAUUCCCAGCAUGACGCCCAGGAGUUUCUGCUGUGGCUUUUGGACCGAGUUCAUGAAGACCUCAAUCAUGCUGUGAAGCAGAGUGGCCAGCCUCCUCUGAAGCCACCAUCAGAGACUGAUAUGAUGCCCGAGGGACCAUCUUUUCCUGUCUGUAGCACUUUCGUACAAGAACUUUUUCAAGCCCAGUACAGAUCUUCUUUGACAUGUCCUCAUUGCCAGAAGCAGAGCAACACUUUUGAUCCUUUCCUCUGCAUUUCUUUGCCAAUUCCACUACCCCACACAAGGCCUCUGUAUGUCACUGUAGUGUAUCAAGGGAAAUGUUCUCACUGCAUGCGGAUUGGUGUGGCUGUGCCUCUGUCUGGGACUGUCGCCAGACUUCGGGAAGCAGUGUCUAUGGAAACAAAGAUCCCCACUGAUCAGAUUGUGUUAACAGAAAUGUACUAUGAUGGGUUCCAUCGUUCCUUUUGUGACACAGACGACCUGGAAACAGUCCAUGAAAGCGACUGCAUUUUUGCCUUUGAGACUCCAGAAAUAUUUAGGCCUGAAGGAAUUCUCAGUCAAAGAGGAAUCCACUUAAACAACAACCUAAACCACUUGAAAUUUGGCUUGGAUCAUUAUAGACUGUCUUCUACACAAGCAGCAGCAAAGCAGGGGAGAGUGGACUUAACCCCCGCGACAGCAGGAAGUGACAAGAUUGUUCUGUUAGUGUGUAACCGAGCCUGCACUGGGCAGCAAGGGAAAAGAUUUGGACUACCUUUUGUGCUGCACGUAGAGAAGACAAUAGCAUGGGACCUUCUGCAGAGGGAAAUCUUGGAGAAGAUGAAGUAUUUCUUGAGGCCCACAGUUGGCAUUCAGGUGUGUCCAUUCAGUUUGCGAGUGGUCAGUGUUGUGGGAAUAACAUACUUGCUGCCCCAGGAGGAGCAGCCCCUGUGCCACCCAACAGUAGAAAGGGCACUAAAAUCUUGUGGACCAGGUGGCACUGCUCAUGUGAAAUUAGUGGUAGAAUGGGACAAGGAGACAAAAGAUUUCUUGUUUGUAAAUACCGAAGAUGAGUAUAUCCCUGAUGCAGAAAGUGUCCGGCUGCAACGGGAGCGUCACCAUCAGCCUCAAACUUGCACUUUAUCCCAGUGUUUCCAACUCUACACCAAAGAGGAGCGGCUUGCCCCAGAUGACGCCUGGCGUUGCCCGCACUGUAAGCAGCUGCAGCAGGGGAGCAUUACGUUAAGCCUCUGGACUCUGCCUGAUGUGCUUAUUAUACAUCUAAAGAGAUUUCGACAGGAAGGAGACAAGCGUAUGAAACUUCAGAACAUGGUGAAGUUCCCUCUGACCGGCCUGGACAUGACACCUCACGUGGUUAAGAGAAGCCAGAGCAGCUGGAGUUUGCCAUCCCAUUGGUCUCCAUGGAGACGGCCCUACGGACUCGGGCGGGACCCUGAGGACUACAUCUAUGACCUGUAUGCUGUGUGCAAUCAUCACGGCACCAUGCAAGGGGGGCACUACACAGCAUACUGCAAGAACUCCGUGGACGGCCUCUGGUACUGCUUCGACGACAGUGACGUGCAGCAGCUGUCGGAAGACGAGGUCUGCACGCAGACAGCGUACAUCCUCUUCUACCAGAGGCGGACAGCUAUACCGUCAUGGUCGGCCAACAGCUCAGUGGCAGGCUCCACAAGUUCCUCCUUGUGUGAACACUGGGUGAGCCGUCUCCCGGGGAGCAAGCAGGCCAGCGUGACCUCUGCAGCUUCCUCCAGACGCACCUCCCUAGCCUCGCUGUCUGAGUCUGUGGAAAUGACUGGGGAAAGGAGUGAAGAUGAUGGAGGUUUCUCAACUCGACCGUUCGUGAGAAGCGUCCAGCGCCAGAGCUUGUCAUCCAGAUCUUCUGUCACCAGCCCCUUGGCCGUCAAUGAAAAUUGCAUCAGACCUUCCUGGUCCCUGUCUGCUAAGCUGCAGAUGCGCUCCAGUUCCCCUUCCCGCUUCUCAGGGGACUCUCCGAUUCACACCUCCGCCUCCACCUUGGAGAAGAUCGGGGAAGCAGUGGACGACAAGGUUUCCAUCUCUUGCUUUGGUAGCUUGAGGAACCUGUCCAGCAGUUACCAGGACUCAAGCGAUAGUCACAGUCGACGGGAGCACAAGGCUGUGGGUCGGGCCCCUCUGGCUGUCAUGGAAGGUGUGUUCAAAGACGAGUCAGACACCCGCAAGUUGAACUCCAGUGUUGUAGACACACAGAGCAAAAGCUCAGUACAGGGGGAUCCCUUGCCCCCCGUAUCGGGUCCAUUUGAUACCAAUAACCAGAUUGCUUAUGUGGAUCAGAGCGAUUCUGUAGACAGCUCUCCAGUCAAAGAGGUGAAACCUCCAGGCCACCCAGGCCCCCUCGCAAAGAAAUCGGAGAGCACAGCCAGGGGAUCUCCCAGCUCCAGGGGCGCUCCCGAGCCAGACAGCAGCUUGCGGAAGGGGAGGCCAGUCUUGGCCAGCCAGGGCUCGUCUCCUUCCAGUACGUCCCCUUCUUCUCCUGUUCCUGUAAAGCCCUCCCGCUCCCGAAGCAAAGCUGAUUCUUCUUCCAGGGCCAGUGGACGGCAUUCCUCCCCCGCUCCCCAAAAGGAGUCCCCCCCCAAACCCCAGGGCUCCGUGUCAUCUCCUUCGCUCCAGAGGCAGAAGUCAGCUGCUUCCCUCGCUGACAGUGCUUCCUCCACAUCUGCCAGAAGAGCCUCAGGCCCUGCCCCGAGGGGCCCCUUCCCUCCUGGGAAGAGCAGGACUUCAGACAGGAGCUUAAGCAGAGAGGGCUCCAGACAAAGCCUGGUUUCUGACAGGGCCAGCGUCACCUCCAGCCCCAAGCCCAGCUCCGCUCGCGUGAGCCAGGCCAGAGCCGGGGACGGCAGGGGCGACGGAAGGCACGUCCGCAGCUCCUCCACGGCCAGCCUGCGCUCCCCCAGCAUGAACAUGAAGGCCGGUCCGAAGAGGGACAGCAAGUCGGAGGACAAGGGGCUGUCCUUCUUCAAGUCAGCCCUGAGACAGAAGGAGACCCGGCGCUCGACGGAUCUUGGCAAGACAGCCUUGUUGUCCAAGAAGGUGGGCGGGAGCUCAGUCAAGUCCGUCUCUAAGAGCGCAGUGGAUGACAAAGCAGAGAAAGGCUCCCAGGCGCUAGGCUCCCAGCAGCCACAUGUGAAUGCAGUUGGAAAAGAGCAGCUUGCCUCCAAGGACCCUGCUUCUGCUAAACACGCCCUGCUGUCCGCUCGCAAAUCCAAGUCUUCCCAGGUAGAUUCUGGAGUGCCCUCGUCUCCUGGUUGCAGGCAGUCUGCUGAGAAAUCCUCAAAAAAGUUACCUUCUAGCAUGCAAACCAGUGCACGGCCUUCUCAAAAACCUCAGUGAUAUUUCUGCAGUCCGAGUGUUUUAUCUGUAAAGAUGUUAAUUUAUUUAGAACCCCUUCCCU
Molecule: messenger RNA, 3865 nt
Organism: Lipotes vexillifer (Yangtze River dolphin)
Lineage: Eukaryota; Metazoa; Chordata; Mammalia; Artiodactyla; Lipotidae
Gene: USP31
Product: ubiquitin specific peptidase 31
Exons: 17
Coding region: 1-3804 (1267 amino acids)
Biological process (GO): protein deubiquitination
Molecular function (GO): cysteine-type deubiquitinase activity
Source: RefSeq, a predicted model, not a curated record